Molecule: messenger RNA, 1490 nt
Organism: Coregonus clupeaformis (lake whitefish)
Lineage: Eukaryota; Metazoa; Chordata; Actinopteri; Salmoniformes; Salmonidae
Product: B- and T-lymphocyte attenuator-like
Exons: 6
Coding region: 60-986 (308 amino acids)
Biological process (GO): immune response-regulating cell surface receptor signaling pathway
Cellular component (GO): plasma membrane
Molecular function (GO): signaling receptor activity
Source: RefSeq, a predicted model, not a curated record
CUGAGUGACUCAGGCAUGACCUGUUUUGAGAGCUCAUAAGACAUUGCAUCUUUGCUCUGAUGGACCGACCGCGUUCUGACCACAUCCUGCUGGUCCUAUGCCUCCUCUUUCUGCUCUGUGUCCAUGGCAACGCUCAAGACCAAGGCCCUAAAUGUGAGGUGCGAGUCAAAAGAAACACCAUUUGGAAUGCUGUCCCUCAGAAAGCCCUAACAAUCAACUGCCCUGUGAGGCACUGUGGAAAAGAGCUACACGCCACCUGGUGUAAAUUUGUGGACCCAAUCCACUGCGAACAGAUACAUGAGACAGAGCAAGUCACAUUUGGAUGGAGGCAAAAUGGAGGUUCAGAACAUCUUUUGAUUUUGGAUUUUAAAAAGAUAUCUACGAAUGACGAUGGUUUGUACAGAUGUGGAGUUGCUGAAAAUGGGUCAACAUCUGUUAGCCAUGCUAUCAACGUCUCUGUCUCAGAUAGCAACCUGGAGAUUACAAGCACAGCAGACCACAACACAAAUGACUCACCAAAUGUAAAUCCUGAUUGGAAUGAUCUGAGCUGGCUGCCAUAUUUUUACAUCUGUGUGGGAAUAGUACUCCUGGUGGUCAUUGUGACAGCAAUUUCCUUCUUCUGUCUGCAUGCACGUAAAGGACCAACCAGGUCAACCGAAAAUAGAACAAAUAAGCAGGAGAUAUCCACACUGGCAGCACCAUGUCCAGACCUCUCCUUCAGCCCUGAGGGAACCUUUCCAUCAUCACCAUCCACCCCAAACCCUGCCCAGCCCACCAAUCUCUACGACAACGGUCUCUACUGCAACAGCAUCAAUGGGAAAAAUGGAGCUCUGCCAUCCUCUAACAUCAGAGCAGGAGGUCAAGUGUCAAGCCACCUUGUGUAUGCUUCCCUGAACCACCAGACCACCAGGUUGUCCCUGAGAUCCCCCCAUAGCCCGACCCCUCAGGAUGCGUUCUCUGAGUACGCAGCCAUCCGGGUCUACUAAGCUCUGAGAGAGACCUCAGCCAGUCCACAGCAGUACAGUGCUGCUAUACUGUCCUUCUGUGCUAGUUGUGUUCUUUGAUGGUGGUUUUUACAGAGGAAGAGGAAAGCUGAAAAUUUUUGUUGAUGAAAAUAUGACUCAUAGGGGGAUCUGUUUUCAUAUUAUAAUUUUUUGGGCCACUUUAUAUAACUCUCACUCAUUCAAUGAAACACUCUUCCUGGUUUAAUUGCAAUGGUGAGCAGUGUGUUAACCGCAGUGCAGCAGUGUUUCAGAGAAGAAGAUGUGAGAUGUAAAGAUGGGGUGUAACUGAGAAGUGUUAGAGCUAGAGAGUAUGUGCUUCUCAGUGAACCUCCUUCACAUCACACCUCAGAGUUUGAGGAGCAAAGGUGACCAUAACUCUCUCUUCAAGUUAUCUCACACAUAAUGAUGGUAAACCAUCAUUUGUUAAUUACUAUCAAGAAAUACAAAAUGUAUACAAAAGUAUGUUGACACCCCUUCAAAUUAGUG